Messenger RNA from Acanthosepion pharaonis, 1428 nucleotides. The record is from the annotation of a GenBank genome assembly. NCBI's taxonomy places the organism in Eukaryota, Metazoa, Mollusca, Cephalopoda, Sepiida, Sepiidae.
AUGUUUCCACUAAUUGUUUUUCUGUUUCAUUUCUUCUGCUCCGUUCAUUGUUCUCUUUCUCACUUUCCCUGCUUGUCUUUCUUGGCUGCUCUUUCUUUCCCCCCCUCUGCUCUCUCUUUCUCCCCCCCUCUGCUCUCUUUCUCCCCCCCUCUGCUCUCUUUCUCCCCCCCCUCUCUCUCCCCCCCCCCUGCUCUCUCUUUCUCCCCCCCCCCUGCUCUCUCUUUCUCCCCCCCCUCUCUCUUUCCCCCCCCUCUCUCUCCCCCCCCUCUGCUCUCUCUUUCCCCCCUCUGCUCUCUCUUUCUCCCCCCCCCUCUGCUCUCUCUUUCUCCCCCCCCCUCUGCUCUCUCUUUCUCCCCCCCUCUGCUCUCUCUUUCUCCCCCCCUCUGCUCUCUCUUUCUCCCCCCCCUCUCUCUCUUUCUCCCCCCCUCUGCUCUCUUUUCUCCCCCCCCCUCUGCUCUCUCUUUCUCCCCCCCUCUGCUCUCUCUUUCUCCCCCCCUCUGCUCUCUCUUUCUCCCCCCCUCUGCUCUCUCUUUCUCCCCCCUCUGCUCUCUCUUUCUCCCCCCCUCUGCUCUCUCUUUCUCCCCCCCUCUGCUCUCUCUUUCUCCCCCCCCUCUGCUCUCUCUUUCUCCCCCCCCCCUCUGCUCUCUCUUUCUCCCCCCCCCUCUGCUCUCUCUUUCUCCCCCCCCUCUGCUCUCUCUUUCUCCCCCCUCUGCUCUCUCUUCCCCCCCCCCCCUUCUGCUCUUUCUUUCUUCCCACCCCUCUCUGCUCUCCACCCCCUCUGCUCUUCCCCCCCCCUCUAUCUCUGCUCUUUCUUUCCCCUUCCCUCUCCUCUACAUUGCAAUUCCUCUCUCUCUCACUGUUUGGUUUUCUCUUUAUUACUCUUUUUCACUCUUUUUCUUCUCUCUUGUUUAUUUUUUUCUAUCUCUCUUUUUCUGCUCGCCCGUCCUGUCUCUCUCCCUCUCCUUUUCUGCUCGCCCGUCCUGUCUCUCUCCCCCCCUCUCUUUCUGCUCGCCCGUCCUCUCUCGCCCCCUCUCUUUCUGCUCGCCCGUCCUGUCUCUCUCCCCCCCCGUCUCUCCCCCCCCCUCUCUUUCUGCUCGCCCGUCUCAUAAGCCUUCACUACAUUUCCUCCCACUCUCUCUUAGUCCCUCUCACUGCAUUUCCUCCCACUCUCUCUUCAUAGUCCCUCUCACUGCAUUUCCUCCCACUCUCUCUUCAUAUCCCUCUCACUGCAUUUCCUCCCACUCUCUUCAUAGUCCCUCUCACUCUCUCUUCAUAGUCCCUCUCACUCUCUCUUCAUAUCCCUCUCACUCUCUCUUCAUAGUCCCUCUCACUCUCUCUUCAAAGUCCCUCUCAGUCCCUCUCAUAGUUCUCUCUCUUCAUAGUCCCUCUCACUCUCUCUUCAUAGUCCCUCUCACUCUCUCUUCAUAG